AUGAGCGGCGCCGCCGCAGCCCCCAGUGAGAGGCCUAUCGAAGCACGCCAAGCAAACACUAUCACGGUCGACCUCUCCCAGACGUACCAGCGCAUGGAUGGAUUCGGCUUCAGCCUGGCGUUCCAGCGGGCGAACUUGAUCACCAACAUGUCGGACAAGACCAAGCAGCGAGAGCUGCUCGACCUGCUCUUCAACCGGACGACGGGGGCCGGCUUCAGCAUCCUGCGGAAUGGCAUUGGGUCGUCGCCCAACAGCAACUCGGACUUCAUGAACACCAUCGCGCCCAACAACCCGGGGAGCCCCAACGCGGAGCCCCAGUACAUGUGGGACGGCAAGGACAGCGGGCAGCUGUGGGUGUCGCAGCAGGCAGUGAACUUGUAUGGGGUCAAGAAUAUCUACGCCGACGCCUGGAGCGCUCCGGGGUACAUGAAGACCAACGGGCGCGACACCAACGGCGGCACCCUCUGCGGGGUGCCGGGAGCGCAGUGUGCGUCCGGCGACUGGCGGCAGGCGUACGCCAACUAUCUGGUGGCCUACAUUGGCUUCUACGCGGAGGAAGGCGUUAACAUCACGCACCUGGGGUUCCUCAACGAGCCGGACUACAGCGCCAGCUACGCGUCAAUGCAAUCCAACGGCAACCAGGCGGCCGACUUCAUCAAGAUCCUGCACCCAACACUCGAGGCCGUAGGGCUUGGGGACCGGGUACGGAUCGUGUGCUGCGACUCAAUGGGCUGGAACAACCAGGUGAGCAUGGUCUCGCAGAUCCGGUCGGCCGGCGCCGAGGACCUGCUGGGGACCGUGACCUCGCACACGUAUUCGGGGGGCCCGGGCGGGCCGAUGAGCUCGCGGGCUCCCGUCUGGCUGUCGGAGCAGUGCGACCUCAACGGGGCCUGGACCACGGCCUGGUACUCGUACGGCGGCGCGGGCGAGGGGCUGACGUGGGCCAGUAACAUCUACAACGCGGUCGUCAACGCCAACAUCUCGGGCUACCUGUACUGGGAGGGUGUCCAGUGGCCUAACCCAAACACCAAUGAGAAGCUCAUCCGCGUGGACAACACGACCAACACGUACGAAGUGUCGAGCAGGCUGUGGGCUUUUGCCAACUGGUCACGCUACGUGCGGCCCGGGGCUGUGCGGGUGGGGGUCAGCGGCGGGGGGAAUGGACUGCGCACGGCGGCCUUCAGAAACGAAGACGGCACGAUUGCGGUCAUUGCCAUCAGCUCGGGGGGGUCGGCGGCGAACGUGAGCAUCAAGAUCUCUGGAGGCCCCGGCGCAGCCGCGGUGCAGGCGUUUGUGUCUGACAACACGAGAAAAUGCGAGUCUACGCCGGCGACGGUGGCAGGUGAUGGAACCAUCUCAGGGUCAGUCGCAGCCAGAUCAAUCACGACCUUCUUUAUCUUGCCGGAGAGCUCCUGA
Molecule: messenger RNA, 1416 nt
Organism: Thermothelomyces thermophilus ATCC 42464
Lineage: Eukaryota; Fungi; Ascomycota; Sordariomycetes; Sordariales; Chaetomiaceae
Product: glycoside hydrolase family 30 protein
Exons: 2
Coding region: 1-1416 (471 amino acids)
Biological process (GO): sphingolipid metabolic process
Molecular function (GO): glucosylceramidase activity
Source: RefSeq, a predicted model, not a curated record